UUUGAUUUAUUGAAAAUGACAGACUAUGUUAUCAAGUUAAACUCAGUGUUGAACUUGCCCAAUUUAGCAAGAAGCAAACACACAUUACCCAAGUUACCGUAUGCCUAUGAUGCUUUACAGCCCAUCAUUUCAAAGGAGAUUAUGGAAUUGCAUCACACAAAACACCACGCAACUUAUAUUGCCAAUUUCAAUAUUGCUGAAGAACAACUUCAAGAAGCUAUAUCAAAAAAUGAUACUACAAAGAUAAUCCAGUUGCAACCUGCACUAAGGUUUAAUGGUGGUGGUCAUUUAAAUCAUUCCAUUUUCUGGCAAAAUCUUUCUCCAAGCGGUGGAAAACCCAGUGCGGACUUCACCAAGGCAAUUAAUGAGGCUUUUGGUUCUUUCGAUGCUUUCAAGACCAAGUUAGCCACACAGACAACUGCAAUCCAAGGUUCUGGAUGGGGUUGGUUAGGAUACAAUCCUGGGAACUCUCGACUUGAGCUUGCGGCCUGUGCAAACCAAGAUCCCCUCCAAGGCACUACAGGUAAGUGUAUGUUGGUUGUACAUUAAUACAAGGUUGUAGAU
Molecule: messenger RNA, 564 nt
Organism: Homalodisca vitripennis (glassy-winged sharpshooter)
Lineage: Eukaryota; Metazoa; Arthropoda; Insecta; Hemiptera; Cicadellidae
Gene: Sod2
Product: superoxide dismutase [Mn], mitochondrial
Exons: 4
Coding region: 16-549 (177 amino acids)
Biological process (GO): superoxide metabolic process
Cellular component (GO): mitochondrion
Molecular function (GO): metal ion binding; superoxide dismutase activity
Source: RefSeq, a predicted model, not a curated record